Molecule: messenger RNA, 1326 nt
Organism: Schistocerca americana (American grasshopper)
Lineage: Eukaryota; Metazoa; Arthropoda; Insecta; Orthoptera; Acrididae
Product: dnaJ homolog subfamily B member 13-like
Exons: 6
Coding region: 1-1326 (441 amino acids)
Cellular component (GO): cytosol
Molecular function (GO): protein-folding chaperone binding; DNA binding
Source: RefSeq, a predicted model, not a curated record
AUGUCCAGCACACUUCGUGUUGAAGAUACAGCAGUCAAGGAGCCCAAUAUUACUCAAAAUGUUGAAAGUGACACAUUUGUUGAAGAGGAAAUGCCUGACGAAGCUUCUUCCAUGCAAUUACUUGAAAAACCAGCUCAUAAAAGCUCAAGAGAAACACACAAAAAACGAAAGGGAAAAGACCAAGUCGAUGAUGGUUUUAUAGAAUGGAUGAAGAUGAAAAAAUCUGCUGAUAAAAGUGACCAAGAUGCUGAACAGCAGUUCCUUCUUUCUCUUUUACCUGAUCUGAAAAACCUUAGCAUGCAUCAGAGGAGGAUUUUCAAAAUACAAACAAUGUCUCUUUUACAUAAGUUUUUCCAUCGACUGAUACUGCGAUAUCACCCAGAGGAGCCAGGUGCUGAUGCUGACACAGAACGAAUCUUUUAUCAGAUAGCAGAGGCAUAUGAUGUUCUUCGAGAUCCCCAACGACGAGCUGUGUAUGACCAUUAUGGCAUUAAAGGCCUUCGUGAAGGAGUCCCUGGGCCUGAAGAGUAUAUUAAAGCUUAUCACUAUCAUGGUGAUCCAAUGAGAACAUACCGGGAAUUUUUUGGUACAGAUAGUCCUUUUGCUGACUUACUAGAUGCUGUCACAUUCCCAAAGCCAAUAUACAGGACGCCUGAGCUCUGCGGUUAUAAGAAGAAAGAAGACACCAUAUACAGGCCUCUACAUCUGACUCUGGAAGAAGUAUUCCAUGGGGGAAUAAAGAAACUGAAAAUGACCAGACUUGUACUUCGAGAGGACCAGAUUACUACAGAAGCACAGGAACAAGUGCUGAGAGUAAAUAUACAGCGAGGGAUUCUACCAGGAAGUGAAUUCUGCUUCCCUGAAGCAGGGAAUCAGGGGCAUACUAUUAUUCCAGCUGACAUAAUGUUUGUGACUGAAGAUCGUCCCCAUGAGAGAUUCAGAAGAGAGGGCACUGACCUCAUCAUGGUGGCUCAUAUAUCACUGCUUGAUGCCCUAAUAGGCUUAACAAUCACAGUCAACACACUAGAUGGGCGAACACUUCAUGUUCCUAUUACUGAUGUUGUACAACCAGGUUACAUCAAAAUUGUGGAUAGUGAGGGGAUGCCUUUAAUGGAAGAUCCUGACAAACGUGGAAAUCUGCAGAUCCAUUUUGACAUUGAAUUCCCAAAGUAUAUACCCCGUCCUGGUAAGGUGCUCCUGCGCAAGGCAUGGGAUGCAAUUACUAAAGGUGGUCUCCAAGGUGGACCAGAAGAUAUUAACAGACUCAUACUGCACGACAAAAUGAGACGUAUGCGGCCUAUGGAAAAGCUUCCUCCAACAAUAUAG